AUAAGUUUUGUCGUUUAAAAAGUUAUCACAGCAUGGCACAGAUUUUGGGUCUACAAAUUUUGUGUGUGGGUUUUUUACUGAUUGGAGCUGGAUGCGAAGGCGGAUCAUCACCAGCAGCAUUGUCAGACUCUGAAUCAUAUAUAGACGAAUGCAAAUGGUUCAAAUGUCCGGAACCGGAAGCGACGGAAUGUCCAGCUGAUAGCAGCAUCGAUGAAUUCGUUGGAAUCCUAUUGAAUCCAUUGGAUAUUAAUCAUGACACAAGGGCUAAACGUGAUCUCCAGUCGAAAUGUUGUGGCAUGCCACGUUGCCGUUGCAACAAAUGCCCAACGCGACCCCAAUGUAAAGCAGAUGAGGUGCUCAUCGAGUUGAGCCAGGGCAAUGGACAGCCGGGCAAUUGUUGCACGCAGUACAGAUGCGGCAAGGAGCCGCAAUGUGAGGAUGGGGAAAGCGCCUUAAUCUAUUGGCCGGACAAGUGCACCAAGUGCAACAGCUGUAAGCCACCGUGCAUCGAUAUCUGCUAUCAGUCGGAUGAGAGUUCACCCAGUAAUUGCCUGACGGAUGACAAAGAGAUUAAAUUCAAUGACGAUAUCUGGUUUCAGGGACACGGUUGCGUCAAAUGUGUCUGCAGUGAGGGACAAAGUCUCUGCCAGGAAUCCUCUUGCAAGCCAGCUGAAUGCAAGAAUCCCGUCAAACUGCCCGAUGUCUGCUGUCCCGUUUGCCUGGAGGAAAUAUCCAGCUCCACAACGGCUGGCACGCCAACCACAGCUGCAAAUGCAACCACUGAAGCCGCUGUGGUGCAGAGCAGUGCCACAACACAGAAAAUCAUUGAGAGUGCGACAGAGAAGCACGUCAAGGAAGGCACCUCAACGAUCUCUAGCAGCACAAGUGAAUCCUUUGAAGAAACCACAGAGACCACAGAGCUGCCCGAAGUUGAAGAAACAACUGAAAAAUCAAUUGAGAUUGAGAUUCCAGAGAUUGUCAACACCGACACAGAUAGCCUGGAAACGGAGACAACCGAGGAUCUGCUUAGUUCUACCUCAGCGCCAGCUACAAGCACAACUCUCAACGAUGAAGUGGAACAGGAAACAACAGUGACAGCCAUGGAUGAUCCGGAAUUGGAAAUCAGUAGCAGCAGCACUUACACCACUUCCAGCACAUCUUCCUCCUCAGCUUUAACGACCGAACGUCCGGAAGCAUUGUCCACCUCAGCUCCGUCAGCACUCACUCCGGAAUCGACCAGCUGGCAUAGUGAUUUACCUAUAGAGGAUAGCACUUAUCGUAUGGCCAGUCCAAAUGGUGCAACGCAUACAACGAAUCUGACAGAUAUAAUGUAUGUGUUGAUAGCAGUCGUUGUCAUCAUAAUCGUGAUCAUCAUCAUCAUAAUCCUUUUCAACUUCAUCUUUCAACGCCGUAAAAAGAUGUACAGCUCGGUGCCACAUUCGGAUUGCAAUCUGAGCGAGAAUACAAAUACAUCCGAUCUUGUAUAGUUUUCCUAAAUUUAAGCGAAACUUUAAUUUCAUUGAUAACUCUCGCCUAAAGACAAUGCUCCAGCAGAAUCUGUAAUUUUGCAAUUGAUAUCAUAAACGAAACAAGGCAGAAGAAGCAGAUGAAGAAAAAAGAAAAACAAAACAAAAACAAAAAUAUAUAUCUAUAAUUAUUUAUUAUUAUUUUGUAUUAUUUAACGAUCUAUUUGAUUAUGCAUUGUGAUAAUAUGGCAUCUACUGAGUUAAAAAAAAAUCAACAAAAAACAAAACAAAAAACGAAAACAAAACAAAAUUAACCGAUUAAGUAAAACAAUAUAGUAUUAAGUUGAGUUCAAGAAAGAAUUGUGCUUGAUUUUGCCGUUUACACGAUGAAGUGAAUACAUGAAGAUUACCAUGUGUAGAUCUCAUAAAUAAUUCUACACUUUUUAUUGCUAUUAAUUAAUUAAACAACAUUGAUCAUGAAUUGAAUUCAUCGUGUAAAUAACCAACUUUACUUGAAUUUGGCAAUUAUGUAAGUCAAGACUUAACCAUACUAUAAAAAUAUCUAUACACACAUACAUCUUUAAAUCGCUUACACACAUACAUCCACACACACACACACAUACACGCACAACAAUCUUGUCUCAAACGAAAGAAAGAAAUAUGAAAAAGAAAAAAAACAAGAAAAGGGAAUUACACCGCACUGAUUACACAUUCCUUUUGAAGCGUUUUUUAUUUCUACUUUAAUUACAUAUUUACAUAUACAAAAAAUGAAAUGAAAUACCAAAGCUCUUAGUAGUAUCGUUGCCGCCUGGCCCCAUUUUUUGGUUAACUGAAAUAAAAGAUAACGAAAUCUACUACACAA
This is a messenger RNA of Drosophila innubila, 2328 nucleotides long. It is a transcript of the gene Rcd2, whose product is annotated as mucin-5AC. The transcript is spliced from 2 exons. The record is from RefSeq and is a predicted model, not a curated record. The coding region runs from base 33 to 1487 and encodes 484 amino acids. Lineage: Eukaryota; Metazoa; Arthropoda; Insecta; Diptera; Drosophilidae. Gene Ontology annotation, molecular function: protein binding.